AUGGAAGUACCUACUGAAAUCCGUGCAUUAAUUAUUCGACUAAGAGAAGAAGGACAAUCUUUCCGAAAAAUUGCUAAAACGGUAAACAAAUCACACGCGACUGUUCAAUAUAUUGUUAACCGACAAAAAGAAAUCAAAACUUUAAGCAACAGACCUCGUUCAGGUCGUCCUAGAAAAUUAGAUUCAAACCAACGGCGGGCAAUUUUAAGAACAGUAGUAGAAAAUCCCAUGACUAGUGCACCAAAACUGGCGGGUAUGGUUAACAAAGACUAUGGAGUAAAUGUAGUGCCUCAAACAGUGAGAAAUGUAUUGAAGAGAUUUGGAUACAAUGGGUGUACUCCUAGGCAGAAACCAUUUAUAAGUGCAGUUAACAAAAGGAAACGCCUAGAUUUCGCAAAAUCUCAUGUUGAUAAGCCUACAAGUUUCUGGAAUUCUGUAAUUUUUUCCGAUGAAUCGAAAUUUAAUGUAUUUUCAUCUGAUGGUAGAGGAAAAGUAUGGAGAAAACCAAAUGAACAAUUAAAAACACAAAACUUAUGCGCAACUGUUAAACAUGGCGGUGGCAAUGUGUUAGUAUGGGGGUGUAUGAGUGCAUCUGGAGUAGGAAAUUUAGUGGUUAUAGAUGGUAUAAUGGAUCAAUAUAUGUAUUUAGAUAUCUUAAGAAAUAAUUUAAAAAGUAGUGUAGACAAAUUGAGUUUGGGGAGUUCAUUUAUUUUUCAACAAGACAAUGAUCCAAAACACACGGCAAAACGUGUUAAGGAGUGGUUGAUACAUAAUGUUCCCAAACAACUCCAUACACCCCCACAGUCGCCCGAUAUGAACCCUAUUGAACAUCUAUGGGAUGAAAUAGGAAGAAAAAUUAGAACACAUAAUGUUCGAAAUAAACAACAGUUGAAAAAUGCAAUUUUAACAGAAUGGAAUGCAAUUGACCCGGAUAUCACUAAAAAAUUAGUAAAUAGUAUGAAGAAUCGUUUGAUCGAUGUUAUUAAAGCAAAAGGUGGUUCUACACGUUAUUAA
This is a messenger RNA of Macrosiphum euphorbiae (potato aphid), 1014 nucleotides long. The record is from the annotation of a GenBank genome assembly. Lineage: Eukaryota; Metazoa; Arthropoda; Insecta; Hemiptera; Aphididae.